Limulus polyphemus (Atlantic horseshoe crab) is the source of this 3808-nucleotide messenger RNA. RefSeq names its product tumor protein D52-like. The record is from RefSeq and is a predicted model, not a curated record. The transcript is spliced from 6 exons. The coding region runs from base 524 to 1294 and encodes 256 amino acids. NCBI's taxonomy places the organism in Eukaryota, Metazoa, Arthropoda, Merostomata, Xiphosura, Limulidae. Gene Ontology annotation, cellular component: cytoplasm.
ACUGAAGCGAUUCUAAUGUAGAAGGUGGUGCUAUUGUGUGCUACUUUUUUGUGACGGAAAACGUCGGCAAACGUAGAAGGAGGGGGGGGGGGAUAGAAGUUGUUUUAUCGACGUUCUGCUUACGUCAAGAUUGCACGAAUCACCUUUCCAGUAAGAUAGUUGUGAGCCUGAAUGUAACUUGUUAAAUUUAAAUUGCGUCUUUAAGUUUAAAUAAGGGUAUGAAGAUUUAGAAUGCAAAUGGAAAGAAAUAUAACAUACGAGAUUAUGGAUUGAUUGAGAAUGCAAGCAUUAUACUUAUAAUUAUAGGAGAAGAAACUGCUACUUGUAAUCGUGUUUCUAAAGUUUCUCGUUUUGGUUAAAAUGCGUAUACGUUUCUCGUGGAAAGCUUGAGUUAAAAGACAGUAUGUAAAACUUUGAUGCUUUCCUGUACGAUAGUCGUUUUAGCAACUCGUGAUUUCUUGAAUGCACGUGCUCUUAACGUUCAAUAAUUUUUCUCAUGUUGUGUAGUGAGUGAGAAAGUUUAAUGGAACGUCAUUCCAGUUUAGAGGAGGAUUAUUACGAGGAGCCCGGAAUGUUUGACUUUACUGGCCAUAGUUGCGCUUUUACAGAAGCGACAGUCCGAAACGGACAGGUAGUUGUACGGUAUGACGAUUUAACUAAACCAUUUUCAAUGACUUCAGAGGAAGAAGAGAAGUAUCAAAACUUUCUGAAGCUUGCUUCUGCAGAAGAAAUGGAAGAAUUAGAUGUUGGGGAAGAAGAUAAGACCUAUGAGCGUAAACCCAGUAUUCAAGAAAGUGAGGCAUCCAGUACAUCUGAAGACUUGGAGGAUAAGGCUAAGCAAGAAGCUGAAUGGAGAGAAGAACUAUCAAAGAUUGAUUAUGAAAUCACGGGAAUUCGUGAAGUCCUGGCCUAUAAGCUGAAACGAUCCAGUGAACUAAAACACAAACUAGGAAUCACUCCCUGGAAGGGAUUUAAAGAGGAUAUGGAACAAGGAAUUCGGCAAAUUCAAGAAAGCUACCAGAGGACUAGUCAAACGCUGAAACAAGCUGGAGAAAAAACCUCUGCAGCUCUCGGCAACAUUGGAUCGAGUGUGAGCAAAAAGUUUGGAGAAGUGAAAAACUCCCAGACAUUCAAAACAAUCGAAGAGAAAGUGGAAACAGCAUAUGAGAGUGUUAAGAGCAGGAUCCCAAGAUCCAAGAAUGACAACCUCCAUGAUGUAAAAUAUACUUCCAAUUCUAUUGGAACAACAGAUCAAGCUGCUUCUCCUGAAAACACUGUAGAGCAAGAACCUUAAAUCUUAGUAUCAGUAUUCAAUGAAAAGGUUUUUUGCAAUUGACUUUUGGCUUGGCAUUUUUAGGAAGAAUUUACCAGAAAGUUAUUGUGUAAAAAAUGGAUGUUAUGUUGCUGUUAUACUUAAAAAAACAAAACUUAUUUUUCUAAAAAAAAAUGUGCUUCGUGUACUCUACAAAAAAUAUCUAACUUAAGGGGUGACUGUUAUGACUUAUACUUUUUUUGAUUAAUGGGAACUUUGUUUAUUGUUGUCCGGUUAGCACUAGAUAAUCAGAAGAAAGAAUAGGUAUUAGUUAAAAUUAUUUAUUUCUUGAAUAAUUGAUGAAGUUUCAGGGGUAAUGAUAAAACGCUUUUAAUGGUUCCGGUUGUGUCUUUUUAAAAAAUUUUGUACCAAGUUAUUGUGACUCUUAGUCUACUAGUGAUUUUGUCGUGUGUUUAAGAAGUAUUUUAGUUAGCAGCAGGUUAAAAUGUUGAACAGUUUGUAAAAAACGUAAUCACAUAAAUCUGUGUUUUUUAUAGUAAUGUCAGUGAGUGUAAAAGAACAAAAAUUAAUCCUAGCACAACAGCAUUAAUUGGUGCCUUCCAGAUCAUCUUUCACUAGGCUUUCCAGUUUAUAUAGCUCUUCUGUUUGACACAAGUUUGAUAUCAAUUUCAAGAUUAUUCAUUUAGAAUACUUUUUUUUAGCUAUUGAUUUAACUUUUAGUAACAACAGCAACAACAAAAAAAAAAUUGCUGUGAACUCAAAUGUGAGGUCGGUCACUUUUCCACACUAAGAAUAAUUUUGGUACAAAAUCUCAUUUUUGAGAUCUUUGUUCAUGAUCUUUUUAAAAUUCAUUUUUAUUUAUUAUAUAGUUGAUUGUGAUUGCACUAAGUUUUAACAAUUGGUUUAUAAAGUUUCAUACCAAAAGGAAGGAAAAGAUUGAAAAAGAGGCUGUAAACUGUAUGUGUCAACACCUGUGAUCAUUCUUCUCAGGGGUGUAUUUUUAUGGAAUAAUUUUAAUGCUCUUUGUUCAUAGUUUUGGCUUUAGAAAAAAAAAGGGGUAAACUUUACGCUGGGGGUUUGCAGCUUUUACAUUAUGGUUACAAGAUGGCUUAAUUGUAGAAUAUGAGCAAUCAGAGAGAUUGCAUAUCCUUGCUCUGCCACUCAUUUUCAAGAGUGCAUGCAUUUAUAUUGGAUAAUGUUAAAUUUCCCUUUAGAAAAUCCUUCUCAGAUCCAGAAUGAUCACCAAUCCAGAUCAUGUUUUUGUAGUGUGAUGAGGAAUCUCAGCCUUAAUGUGCCUAUGAAAUUUGAAACAAAUCCUAUCACACUUUACAGAGUUAUUAAACCAAAACUGCGAAAAUGCCCUUUCUACCCUUAUAAAAAUGCUUCAAAGCGAUUCAGAUCUGGAUUUGAAUCCAGAUCAAAUUUAGGUAGGUCUGUCUUCCCAUCUUGUGUAAAAUCUUCGUGUACAUCUGUCUGUUAGUUUUUGGAAACACACACACACAGCUGUAAUUGCAAAGAGGGGCAAGGAUAAAAAGGUUAAGAGUUUCUGUACAAGGUUUAAUAAUCAGUUUUUAAGAGUAUCUGGAGAUAAUAACAAUGUUAUGUGCAAUUUUUAAAUAAGUGACUAUUUACAGAGGACAGCUUAAGAUGCAGGGUCUGUAGAAAGCUAGUAAUAUUCUCAAGCUGUAAUAUUUGUCUUUAAGCUUGCACUAAUGCUUUUACACUUCUUAAGCUGAUAAUUGGUUGAUUUGUUUUUAUUUAGAGAAAGAAGAAGAAUCUCAUGAUUUGAUGGUUUAAAUUUUCAUAUAAAAACAACCAAAAAAAUUCUUCCUAGAAACUGUAAAUUUAUUCAGAGACUGUCUAAUGAAACAAUCUUCGUUGGGUGGUCUGUGGGUCUUGUUCGGCUCAUGGAAAUCCUUAAACUAGCUAAUCGUAAGUUUUAAACUUUAUAUAAAACAAAGAAACUUGCAUACACCUAAACAAGUUGCCCCUACCCCCAGUGGCUCAGUAAUAAGUCUACAGGGCUACUAUGUUAAAAAAUCGGGUUUCGAUAUCUGUGGUGGGCAGAGCAUAGAUAGCCCCUUGUGUAGUUUUGCACUUAACAACAACCAAACCUAAACAAGUUUGACUUUGGUAAGUGGAUUAAAAAAAGUAUGAAUAUUAGACUAAAACUAUUGCAUAUUAAUAUACAAAUCAUUCAGUAGAGUUCACAUUUCUCUACUAUUGCCACUACAUCUUUGUUUUCAACAGCAAUUUGAAAAAUUGUAAAUAGGGUUAAAAAUUAUUGUUCUCAAAUAGUUGAAAUCUCCAAUAUGGUGUGGGAUGGCACUGUUUGGAUGUGACGAUGCUGAAGGGUUAAUAUAUAAUCGGAUAGCAACCCUCAACUUCAUCAGGUUUUGGGACAGUUUUGAACUUGAGGCAUAAAUAGCACAAAAAGCUUUUACUUUCCUCUCUCCCUCGUCCACACCAGUGUGAACGGAAUGAACUUGAAAUGUAAAAACUGCCUUAUAAUUAUAUUUGUAUAGCUUUUUUUUU